GGUUGGCAAAGUGUCAUACAUCCAGAGGGAGCGUUGUACUUCUACGACGCCACUCGGCACGUUUUCACGGACGCAAAUAUGAAAAGCAAAAGGAUUCUCAAGGCCGUCAACCAUUUUACUGACCAGUUACUCUUGAAAGCUGGCGAUAUGAUCGAUGACUCGACGCAUCUUGUUCUGGAGCUGCAAGACAUGAAAGGAGACGCAUGUAAUUAUUACUUCGUGCAACACGAUAAACGGCUCUUGUUCUGGCUGCAGGAUUUCAAUGAGCCUAUGCGUACUAUCUACGAACAUGUCAAGGGUGUCAAAUCGGAUACUCACAUCAAAAUGGCUCUUGAGGCACAAUAUUGGAUGCACUGUGAACUAUACCCGAGCAAUGCUCCCAUCCAACCUCAGAUUGCCACAGAAUUGAAGCAUGUUCUUCUUCAUGCACACGCAGACUUCCUAACAUCCGAUACCUCUGUGGUUCCCUAUGACCUCUCCACGCUACAGAGCAUGUUGGAUCUUUCAAACCAUCUAGUGGAUUAUGUAGGGUCCCAAAUGCCGUCUAGUAAGGGGGUUGUGGAGUUGCCUGCUCAUCUCAUGUGCGUGCUAGGUGGGGGUCUAUACUAUUUCCCUCGUUCAAAAUUCCUGAACUUCUAUGGUCAAGUCAGCGCGCGUCUCAACGCCAACCAGUCAGUCUAUGAACUUGAACAAAACAGGCAAAAAGGGACAUUUCGACUGAGGCUUGCGAAUGCCUUCCUCUGGGGCGUACCGGAUGCACAAUACAAAUUCCUUCAAGACACGUGGAUAGAUAAUAUUUUGAACUAUCCCAAGUGGUACAAACAUAUUAGCAGACUCAAUGGCGACUGGAGCAACGUUACCAUCUUCUCCACCGUGAUGUUGGCAGUUGACAUUAGUUUUCUGGCCGUUCCUGGGGUCAUCAGCCCAGCGACCGUGUUCAUUUAUCUGUCGGCGAUGUGCUCCGUCAGUUCUUUGGUGGUAUCCAUGAUUCUUGCUGGCGAGAGUCGUGGAUGGGGCACGGACUCGGCUGAAGGCGCCGCAUCCUUCAUGGCUCGAAUGAUUCAUACACAAUCAGACGUUGAAGCGCUGGCGAUCAUGUACAGCCUUCCGUACGCAUACCUGAUCUGGGGAAUGUUCUGCUUCGUUACCGCUCUGGGCAUUUCUGUUUUCAAAUCGACAAGCUCGGCAACGCUGGUUGUUGUGGGUCUUUGCUGGGUUGCCGUUACUACUUUGACGCUAUGG
Messenger RNA from Suillus paluster, 1242 nucleotides. RefSeq lists its product as uncharacterized. The record is from RefSeq and is a predicted model, not a curated record. The annotation marks the transcript as partial. The transcript is spliced from 9 exons. NCBI's taxonomy places the organism in Eukaryota, Fungi, Basidiomycota, Agaricomycetes, Boletales, Suillaceae.